Messenger RNA from Helobdella robusta, 1800 nucleotides. RefSeq lists its product as hypothetical. The record is from RefSeq and is a predicted model, not a curated record. Gene Ontology annotation, cellular component: transcription regulator complex. Gene Ontology annotation, biological process: regulation of cell population proliferation; regulation of transcription by RNA polymerase II; regulation of cell cycle. Gene Ontology annotation, molecular function: RNA polymerase II cis-regulatory region sequence-specific DNA binding; transcription factor binding; DNA-binding transcription factor activity, RNA polymerase II-specific. NCBI's taxonomy places the organism in Eukaryota, Metazoa, Annelida, Clitellata, Rhynchobdellida, Glossiphoniidae. The coding region runs from base 97 to 1263 and encodes 388 amino acids. The transcript has 3 exons.
CUGCGAAUUUUUGGUUAUUCAUUUGAAACGAAUUUUAAUAUAUUAAAAUAAUUUUUUUAAGUUUAAGAUUAAAUCUCUCAUUUAAAAAAUUAAUAAAUGGAAACGACAUUUUACGACGAUAACAACCUAAGUGUCAAGAAGAUGAAGACGAAUAUGACAUUAGAUUUCAACAAGAUGAAGCAGCAGACGUCCGAUCUGUUACAAACUCCAGACGUGGGAGGCCUUCUAAUGAUGAACACGCCUGAAUUAGAAAGACUUUUGGCCUACAACAACUUCAACACCGUGAUGACCACGCCAACCCCGACCGGUCAAAUUCUCUUUCCGAAAAUGGUCACUGAAGAACAAGAGGCCUAUGCUAGAGGCUUCAUCGAUGCUCUCGGCGAGCUACACAAAAAGUCGCAAGUGGAGUCUCUGCCGUCGUCUACCACGCAAACGCCACUGCGUCCACAAACACAGCAACAUCUACAACCGGCAGUUCGAGAUGUGAAAGUUGUUCCGCAACAACAACAACAGCCUCAAGUCAUAAAAACUAACGUAGUAGAACAGCAACAACUCAGGGCCACUCCGCCGUCGACGUUGGCCGCUGUUACCUCGGCCACUUCAACGUCUGCGCCAUAUUUGCCAACCACCAUCACUGACAUGAUUUGUUACAACAAUUUUGCUGAUUUCAAUAUUAGUGAAAUGAGCAACGUUGAUUUAAUGCAGAAUAAUCCUUUACUCCAACCUUUAAAACCUUUAGUGGACGUAAAGACCACCGCUACUACUAACAACGUCAACACUAAUUCGAAAGUAUAUUUCAACGCUUCAGCAUCGCCACCUCAGCUAAUCGAAAACUACCAAACGGUGCCGCACCUGCCAACCAACUAUUCGAUUAAAAACACCCACAGCCCGGGCUCAUCAACUUCAACAUCUUCAGCUCACCAUAAACCGCCCACACAGUCCCAACUACAGCAGCAGCAGCAAUGCAGUAACUCUAUCUCGCCCAUUGACAUGAACAUGCAAGAAUUGGCCAAACUAGAAAGAAAGAGAGAGCGUAACAGACACGCUGCCACUCUCUGUAGGAAUAGGAAAUUAGAGAGAAUCGCCAGAUUAGAAGACAGAGUGAAAGAACUGAAAGAUCAAAACAUGACUCUUGCUCAGACAGCGAAUUUGUUGAGAAGUCAGGUGUCUGAACUGAAACAGGCCAUAUUUGAACAUACACAGAUGGGUUGUCAAGUCAUGCUUACGUCGAAGUUUCUUGAUUCCGACGUCAUGUUCAGCUGAUUUGCUUGUCCACUUGUUUAUUGGAAUGCUGUCUAUCUGUCGGUCUUGUUUUUAUUUUUUUAUAUUUGCAAAGACAGUAGCAAAUUGUUGUCAAUUUAUUGUAGAUUUGUAACUAACUGAUUAAUUAAAAAAUUGAUCAACCAUACAAUUCCCCAGCUUAGUUUUUAUUUUAUAUAAUUUUUCAUCUAUUUUUGAAAAUUUUUUCACGUUUAUUUGUGAAUAAACUAAUCUCAUAAUUUGCCUAAUAAUUAAUAUUUUAUUUAUUUGUUUAUUAUUAUAUUUAUUUAUUUAUAUUUUAAAAUUUGUUAUUUAUUUUAGUUAGGACCGUUAUUUUACGUUAUUUAUUGAACAACAAUAAAACGAGUGUUUCCACAUUGAUAACAUUGAGUUUCCUAAGCUUCUAUAUAUUUUUGUUAUUUCUAAAAUACAUACAGAAACAUACUUACACACACACAUACAAAUAAUCGUGUUUUUUGUUUUGUAUGCAAAACCGGUUUUGCCUUAUUUUUGCAAUAAAAAUGUUUAAAACCUGAUAAA